Molecule: messenger RNA, 1552 nt
Organism: Polypterus senegalus (gray bichir)
Lineage: Eukaryota; Metazoa; Chordata; Cladistia; Polypteriformes; Polypteridae
Product: pituitary homeobox 3-like
Exons: 3
Coding region: 196-1041 (281 amino acids)
Biological process (GO): anatomical structure morphogenesis; regulation of transcription by RNA polymerase II
Cellular component (GO): nucleus
Molecular function (GO): DNA-binding transcription factor activity, RNA polymerase II-specific; RNA polymerase II cis-regulatory region sequence-specific DNA binding
Source: RefSeq, a predicted model, not a curated record
ACCAAAUCUGUGCGGAGUGAGCAGUGCAUCCAGAACGCGUGGGCCCGGGGAGUGGAAGCUAUGAUGCACAACUUCACUCUCACUGAAAACGAGGACCAUCCAGCCAGGCUACUGCCUCUGCCUUAGUCUGAGGGCCAUAUCUAGGAUACAAAAACAAAGGAAUCUACAAUUAUAUACUGAGCAUUUUGAAAGACGAUGGCGACUCUGCGAAAAUCAGAGAGCUCUGACACUAGGAUGGGUUUAAGAGAUCUGUCCACGACUUCACCAGCGAUCAGUUCAAGUGAACCUCAUGAGGCUUCUCGGUUCAAGUCCAGCUCUGAGUCCAGCUCUGAAGAGGCAGGGAUUUCAUGUGAAGCAGCUGGGAGUCUAAAAAAGAGGCAACGAAGACAAAGAACACACUUCACUAGCCAGCAACUGCAAGAACUGGAGGCCACUUUCCAGCGAAAUCGAUACCCAGACAUGAGCAUGCGUGAAGAAAUAGCUGUGUGGACCAAUCUCACUGAAGCUCGCAUCCGGGUGUGGUUCAAGAACCGUAGAGCAAAAUGGCGAAAAAAAGAGCGUCACCAGCCACAAGAUAUUUGCAAGCCGGGCUUUGCCUCCCAGUUCCCGGGAAUGCUUCCCCAGUACGAGGAAGUGUAUGCUGGCUACUCCCCUUACACUAACUGGGCUACCAAGGGACUGCACAGUGGUGGCAUCGCAACCAAAACCAGCUUCCAGUUUUUCAACUCCAUGAACGUCUCCCCACUGCCCUCACAGCCGAUGUUCCCUCCUCCACCACCACCCACCUCCCUCACCAGUGUGCCGAUGCCCAGCUCAGUUGCAUCAGGCAUUGAGAACCUGUCUGGCUCUUCAAUAAGUACUGGGGUCACCCCAUCACCUUAUUGUGCCUCUUCAUCUCCUUAUAAUUACAGUCGGGAUCCUGGUGGACACAGUCUGGCAAACCUGAGACUGCGUACCAAGCAGCACACACAUUUUGGGUAUGGGAUGAUGCAGAGCUCAGCAGCGAGUCCCUGUGAAUAUAAUAUGGACCGUCCAGUAUAAGACAAGAAGACGAAGCAACAAAGCAACAAAAAACUGACCUUUGAAAUUAAUGUGCUAUAAAGUCGUCCUUGGUGACAUUUUUGGUGCUUUUCCUAUAGACACUGAUAGCAAAAUAAAUAGGAAACACAGCUUGGUUAUUAAGGGAGAAGUUUGACUGCAGGGUUUAAAAAGCAGGAUUCCUUUGGAUUCCUCACUCAGCUGUUUGCUAAAUGAUUUAUUAUUUUCUGAAUGUUUUAUGAAAAAAAACGAGAAACAGCUCCUCAGGUGAGUUACUUGUAUAAUUGGCUCAGAAAGCCCAGACUACAGAGUUUUUCCUAUAAACCCAAAGAAAAUGGUGUUGUUCUUUCAACAGUUUAGGGUUAGCCAUUUUUCUGUCCUAGUCCAGACAGCAGUGUUUUGAUUUUUUUUUAAUACUCAAGACAACAAGUAGUUGCUGUUCUUUGACUGCACUGCCAGCCUGACGUAUCUCUCAUCUACUGUUGUGAAAAGUUUACAUUUUUGUAAUUUCAUU